Messenger RNA from Nymphalis io (European peacock), 1824 nucleotides. RefSeq lists its product as uncharacterized. NCBI's taxonomy places the organism in Eukaryota, Metazoa, Arthropoda, Insecta, Lepidoptera, Nymphalidae. The transcript has 15 exons. The coding region runs from base 1 to 1824 and encodes 607 amino acids. The record is from RefSeq and is a predicted model, not a curated record.
AUGGCUCGUAAGGGACAAGUAUCUAUACAAGAUAAUGUUGAGAAUAAUGAAGAAUUUGAAGAAUAUAUAAAUGCUAAUUUAAAUAAGCUUAUAUGUAUGGAAGUGUAUUCAGAUUUCUGCGGUCACUGUCUAGCUACUGGUAACUCUAUCCGGAAAGGUAAACUCGAAAUAGGACAGGAGCGUAUUUGUAUGGUAAAGGCUUUAGCGGACAAUAUUGAUGCCUUAACAAGAUUUAAGAACAAAAGUGAACCGACCUUCCUUUUUAUUUUUAAAGGUAAAUUAAUACGUGCUAUGUUUGGAGCUAAUGGUGUGGAACUGUGUCGUAUUAUAGAAGAAGAAAUAGGACACAUGCAGCGAGAGUUAGACACGGGUGUCGUAAGACCGAAACGAGAAAUUCAUGAAUUAUUACCGGAGGAAGCGGCUAAAAUAGAGGAAGACUUGAAACUUGAAGAAAAUUUACGUGAAGCAACUGAUAGACUUCGUGUGUUGACGAUUGCUGCGAGAAAGAAGCGAAUCUGUGAACGUCUUGCGAAAUACGUGAAAGACUUGAAUUUCAUCCUUUACUGGCCACAUUGUCAUAAAGCUCAUUUAGACUUAUACGAAAAGUGGGAUUUGAUUAAUAUCCAAGUAGCUGCUAAAGAAACAAUCCAUAUAACUGAAGAAGGUGUUAAGGAGGCGCUAUACAUGAGCGACGUGGAUCCAAACGAAGCCUGCGUCUACGCUCUAAUGAAGGACGAGGCUUUAGUUGUGUUGUUUAAGAAAUUCGACAACGACGAUCGUGAUUUUGUCAAACUAAUGCGACAUACGUUGUACGAGGAGAUACCUGUGCCUAAAGAGGACGUGCCUCCUGAGAAACAAGUGCCACCGAUCCCAGCAUAUGAACGUUAUGCCACAAUUAGUAAAACAGCAAGAGAAGUCCGAAGGGAGAGGUAUGAAGCCAAAAUGCAAAAAUUGCGUGAAGAAAAAGAAGAUAGAGAAAGACUGGCAGCUGAACAAGCCCGCCUAGCAAGAGAAGCCGAAGAAGAAAAACAGAGAAUUGAGAAACAAAGACAAGAAGAGGAGAGAAUGGCUAGAAUACAGGCCGGGCUACCAGCGGAACCUGAGCCAGUAGCAGGAGAAGAAGCAGUUGAAGGCGAGGAGACUGAAGUCGCAGAUACUGAAGUUACCGAAGAUUAUGAAAAAUUAGAAGAAGAAAUAGAAGAGGAAUUCCACUCCGACGUAGAAGUAGAAGGUGAGGAAUAUAUACCACCAGGCGGACUCUUUGUACCUGGAUUAUAUUCACCUCCGAAUAUAUUAGCUAAAGCUAACGGAUUAUCUUUCUUCUACCCAAAGAUUGUGUCUCAAAUAACACCAAUAGAAUCCGAAUAUUUACCUCCUCACGUGCUAGUGAUGUUCGGUAUUGAUAAACGGCAUGAAGUCAAGGAAGUGAUGGAGCAAUUUCGUAGUGAAAUACUUAAUUAUGGUAUCUUCAUUGGUGACGACCCAAACACUGCAGAACACCUUGCUUAUACGAUAAAACAAUAUGACAAGAUAACGAGAGUAAGAAGGCAUAAAGAUCGUCUUGCCCUGAUGGUGUCGCGAAAACGAAGUCUUCCACUCCUGCAGCUGGCGGGAUUGAAUCCAUGCUACAUCAGCAGCGACGUCGUCUCAGGAGAGAGAGAUUGUCUGACACUCUUUCCAGUUGGUUAUGGAGAUGAGUAUGAAGAAGAGGAGAGUGUUGCAGAAGAGGAAGUCAAGGAAGUUGUCCUCGAGCAGGAAGCGGAGCCAGAGGAGGUCGUCGUCGCUGAACAAGUUGAAGAAGAGGAAGAUGAGGAAGAGGACUGA